UAUGGAAUUUGGCUGAAGUGUAUAUAUCAUCAUCCUCUGCACCCAUCCGGGCAUAUAUAUGGCUAGAAUAUUACACCGAUAUUGGGCGCACAAAAACCUACAGGGAGAGAUUCAUUUAGAAGGUAAUAAAAUCGUGGAGGGACCAGCAGAUGAGCAAUCAAACUCAACCAGCUCGGGAAGGAGGAAGCAAAAGGACAGCAGCAGUUGCAGUCCAGGGGAUGGCUCCAACAUUUCCGCACAGUUCGGGUAAUUCCGCUGGAGAUCGCUUCGACUCUGAGGAUGCACACAAUGACCAGAGACCAGGAUGGAGGAAGUUUAUGGCAUUUGUCGGUCCGGGAUUCCUCGUUUCUCUGGCCUAUCUUGAUCCAGGAAACUUGGAAACUGAUCUCCAGGCUGGAGCAAAUCACAGAUAUGAGCUUCUAUGGGUUGUUCUGAUCGGAAUGAUGUUCGCGCUCAUCAUCCAAUCGCUCGCUGCGAAUCUUGGGGUAACCACUGGAAAGCACUUGUCGGAGUUGUGCAAGGUGGAGUACCCAACGUUGGUGAAGUACUGCCUGUGGCUGCUCGCCGAGGUCGCUGUUAUUGCUGCCGAUAUACCUGAAGUGAUUGGGACAGCCUUCGCUCUCAACAUAUUGUUUCGCAUUCCCUUAUGGGCUGGUGUUCUCCUCACCGGUCUAAGCACUCUUUUGCUGCUUGGCCUACAGAGAUAUGGGAUACGAAAGCUCGAAUUGCUAAUAGCAGUUUCGGUCUUCAUAAUGGCUGGAUGCUUCUUCGCUGAACUGAGCUAUGUAAAUCCUCCUGCUUCUGAGGUGAUGAAGGGAAUGUUCAUCCCCAAGCUCUCUGGGAAAGGAGCGACCCCGGAUGCCAUUGCCCUUUUGGGUGCGCUGGUCAUGCCGCACAACCUUUUCCUGCACUCCGCUCUUGUUCUCUCCCGAAAAGUUCCGAGGUCAGUCCAUGGCAUAAACGAUGCGUGUCGAUAUUUCCUCAUAGAAAGUGGAUUUGCAUUGUUCGUGGCGUUCUUGAUUAACGUAGCUGUCGUCUCUGUGUCUGGAACAGUUUGCUUUGCAGAGAAUAUUUCGAGCGAAAAUGCCGAUCGAUGCAGCGAUCUAACUCUUAAUUCAGCUUCCUUUCUCCUUAAGAAUGUGUUAGGACAAUCUAGUUCGACCAUUUACGCCAUUGCGCUACUCGCCUCUGGGCAAAGCUCCACUAUUACUGGCACGUAUGCAGGACAAUAUAUCAUGCAGGGAUUCUUGGACCUGAAGAUGAAGAAAUGGCUGAGGAACCUGACGACAAGGUGCAUUGCCAUCAUUCCGAGUUUAGUUGUUUCGAUAAUUGGAGGUUCUUCUGGGGCUGGUAGACUCAUAAUCAUCGCAUCGAUGAUUCUCUCCUUUGAACUUCCAUUUGCUCUCAUCCCACUCCUCAAAUUCAGUAGCAGUGCGACGAAGAUGGGACCGCAUAAGAAUUCCACAUAUGUGCUUGUAGUCUCAUGGAUUCUAGGUGCCGGAAUCAUCGGUAUCAACAUCUACUACCUCAGCACAGGAUUUGUGGAGUGGCUGAUCGGGAAUGGUCUCCCAAAGGUUGCCAAUGCCUUUAUCGGGAUCUUAGUGUUUCCCCUCAUGGCAGUUUACAUCCUUGCUGUGAUCUACCUGACUUUUCGAAAGGACGUGGUUGCAACCUUUAUCGAUCCUACAAGCCUAACAUGGAGAUUGAGGCCAAUCGUUCCAAGCAUUUCGAGUUGAAGUCAGUUCCUUGUAGAGAUGAUUUAGCGGAUGUUCCUAUUUCUCAAUAGAUAGUGGAUAAUUGUUACAAUAAAAAUGAAGGUAACAAAUCGAAGUUUUAGCCAAUCACUACAAGAAAUUUUAUAUGUAGUGACAAAUUCUAUUGCUAAGAAAGAAAUUUAGUACAAGAAAAGUAUAUUGUAAUAAGAAUAUUAAAUUAUACUAAAUAAAGUCUCAUAAUGUACAUACUUAA
This is a messenger RNA of Punica granatum (pomegranate), 1968 nucleotides long. The record is from RefSeq and is a predicted model, not a curated record. NCBI's taxonomy places the organism in Eukaryota, Viridiplantae, Streptophyta, Magnoliopsida, Myrtales, Lythraceae.